UGUUUGUGGAGACCCACCGCACCAUGGAGCCGGCUACGUUCCCCGUGACGAGUUUCUACAGCCCGCUGCGCGUCAAGACGCAGGCCAAGCGCCGGGGACAGACGGGACUGUCGCACGUGCUGGGCGACAUGUCACUCGAGCUCACCCAGAUGGACAAGGUUGUCUUCGGCGUCACGCUCGCCGGGGCCUCCUUCACGCUCAAGAACGUUGCCGCCAACAAGGCGGGCGACCCGUCGGCGGGUCCGGGCAAGCCCGGCCUGUUCACCCGUCAACCGGGCACGCUGAGCCACUACGAGCUGGAGCAGAUGCUGGCGCACGACCUGAGCUGGUCGCGCCAGUUCGACCGGGUCGCCCAGUGCUCGUACGUCGUCAACGGCGACCAGUGGGUGGGCUUCGAGGACGACGUGUCCCUGCAGAGCAAGGCCCACCUGCUGCUCUUCACCGGCGGCAUCGCCGUUUGGGACAUCUGUAUGGACGAUUUCAGGGGCACCUUCGGCCGGCCCCUGCUAGCCCGCGCGCGGGACAUCCUCCUGCGGAACCACACCUUCGGUCACAGCCUGCGCGCUAAGGGCCGCCUCGGUUGAACGACGGCGCGCUAAAGCUCCACUGUGCGUCACCGCGCGCCGCGCGCGAACUUUGAAGCGCCGCGUUCAGCAAAUACGGGCGUUGUGUGCCCGUGCGCAUUCUAGACUUGUUUUGCUGGCUGUGACGGCGAGCGCU
This is a messenger RNA of Dermacentor silvarum, 720 nucleotides long. Its product is annotated as chitinase-3-like protein 1. NCBI's taxonomy places the organism in Eukaryota, Metazoa, Arthropoda, Arachnida, Ixodida, Ixodidae. The record is from RefSeq and is a predicted model, not a curated record. Gene Ontology annotation, cellular component: extracellular region. Bases 24 to 584 code for a protein of 186 amino acids. Gene Ontology annotation, biological process: carbohydrate metabolic process; chitin catabolic process. The transcript is spliced from 2 exons.